Molecule: messenger RNA, 1482 nt
Organism: Aphis gossypii (cotton aphid)
Lineage: Eukaryota; Metazoa; Arthropoda; Insecta; Hemiptera; Aphididae
Product: piggyBac transposable element-derived protein 1-like
Exons: 2
Coding region: 1-1482 (493 amino acids)
Source: RefSeq, a predicted model, not a curated record
AUGGACCCUUCAAAAUUUUAUCACCAAUUAAGAUACAUAAGAACUAUUCCAGAAGGAAGUUCUGAUUCUGAACUUUCUGACAUUGUUGAAAAUUGUGAAUUCUCACAAUUACUACCUGAUAUAGAAUCUGAUUGUGAUAGUUAUUGUUCACCUAAAAGUACUGAUGUACUUAUUAUUCCUAAUUCAGAUGACGAAAUUUUAUCUGAGUUUGAAGAUGAUAUGCCUCUAGCCCUAAGACUUAGCAAUUUAAGUAAAAAAAUCAAAAAAUCUAAUGUGCCUAAUAAUGUCAAUAAACCUAUAAAAAACAAAUGGGUUGAAGAAAACCUAGAAGUCACAGAAGAUGUACAAUUCAAAGAUUCAUUAGAUUUACCAACAACUAUAACUGAUUUAAAAUUACAUUUCAAUGAUAACACCACAAAUACAUCAGAUUCUUAUGACAAACUUUUUAAAGUAAGACCUCUACUUGAACAAAUAAGAAAUAUUUUAGUAACAGUUCCAAAAGAAGAAUAUUUAGCAGUUGAUGAGCAGAUCAUUCCAACAAAAUCUAAAACUUCAUUAAAACAAUAUAACCCUAAAAAACCACAUACAUGGGGAUAUAAAGUAUUUGUUUUAAGUGGUGUUUCAGGUUUUAGCUAUGACUUUGAAAUAUUUGCAGGAGAACAAACAAAUAAAAUGCCUGACAACUGCCCUUCUCUCUCUACUAGCAGCAAUAUGGUUGUAAAAAUGGCUCAAACUAUUCCACGUCAAAAAAAUUACAAAUUAUUCUUUGAUAAUUGGUUUACAAGCCUGCCGCUUAUGAUAUAUUUACACAAAGAAGGUAUACUUCCUUUAGGAACAGCUCGUUUAAACCGUCUACAAGGACUGACAAUGCCAACUAAAAAAGAAUUUCAAAAGGAAGGAAGGGGAGCUAUGUGUGAAAAAACUACUAAAAUUGAGGAUGUUAAAAUAUCUGCAGUUUCAUGGUUUGACAACCAAAUUGUCACAUUAGUAUCAACCUACGUUGGAAGUCAACCUAUUGUAGAAAAAAAACGGUUCUUCAGGUCACAAAAAACAUACAAGGUGAUACCAUGUCCAAAGUCAGUUGAUGUUUAUAAUUCAAAUAUGGGUGGAGUGGACUUACUCGAUUCAAUGUUAGGUUAUUACAGAAUAUCUACAAAAUCUAAAAAAUAUUAUAUGAAAAUUUUUUAUCAUAUGAUAGAUUUAUGUGUAGUAAAUGCCUGGAUUUUGUACCGUAGAGUUUACCCAGAUACCUAUAUACAAUUAUUAGAUUUCAAACUAUUGAUAUCAGAAGUUUUAUGUGAGGUUUUAAAACCAAGUCCACGAAGAAGAGGUCGUCCAUUGCUGAUAGAAAGUACAACAGAAGCUUUAUACAAUACUAAGAGAAAGAAAAAUGGACCUUGUAUGGAGCUACCAUCAGAAGAUAUACGACUUGAUGGAAUGGACCACUUUCCAAUAUAUGAAAAAAAACCGUGUUCGUUGUAA